This is a messenger RNA of Hirsutella rhossiliensis, 1632 nucleotides long. RefSeq names its product heat-labile enterotoxin alpha chain domain-containing protein. The record is from RefSeq and is a predicted model, not a curated record. Lineage: Eukaryota; Fungi; Ascomycota; Sordariomycetes; Hypocreales; Ophiocordycipitaceae. Gene Ontology annotation, molecular function: toxin activity. The transcript has 3 exons. The coding region runs from base 1 to 1632 and encodes 543 amino acids.
AUGAAGGGCCUCUGGCUGCCGACAUUAUGGGCUCUCCUUGUGCUGGUCCUGGGCUUUGGCCAAAGCCUGCCCUCGGCUGAGGUCAUUCACAGCAUGGGCAAACGUGGCGUGGCAGUAAGCAAACCGGCACCUGAUCCCGAACAACCAACGACCGUCUGGCGUGGUGAAAAGUUUCGGACUCCUCAGGAGGUUGAAGCCGCUGGCGGCAUGUUCUCUCGAGGCCUUGAAAAACAGCGAAGAGAGUGGCAGCAGCUUGAGCAUGCCAAGGGCAACAGAAUAGCAAACUCGCAAUAUGUGUCGACGGCUUCAGAUCCGGCCCUGGGGUUGCGGUUCGGUCGCGGUGGGGAUCAAAACGGCGAGUCAAACGGAUACCUCUAUCGCAUACACGCCGAUACAAAAGCCAUCGACGUGGAUGCGUCCCUUGGCGGUACAGCCCUACAAAGGCCAAACAGAGCAUGCAUUCAUAGGGGCAUCCCAUUCGACCAAAUCGAAGGCUGGUACGAAUUGAAGGGGAUCAAAGACACAGACGUACUCGAAACGAUUAAGCGAGGAGAGUCUCCGGGGCGUGUAGAAUUCAUUAAGAGCCCCAAGUUUAACGAAGAAAAGUAUCGCUAUCAGAAAGGAAGCGGAGCACGGCCUCAGAUCGCCGGGUUUCCUGAGACCUCUGACGCAUGGAAGGAAAAGCCGUGGAACCAAUACAAGGACCAGAAAGUGUUAGAUAAUCUGGGCAAUUUCUAUUGGAACAAGGUAUGUGGAGGCACAAGCUGCAACAAAGACUUCCAGCCUCUCGUUUCUCAGCCGCUGCCCCAACCAGAUGCAGGCAAAGAUGGGUCGUCGGGUCCAAAUGAGAAUGGGGAACCGCUGUGCAAGCGCAGCAAUGGAUGCAGAAAUGGUGCAGAACCGGCCAACAAGAACCAAGAGGCCAACAAGAACAACGGCGAAAAGACAACGGGACCCCCGGCCGACAACAAACCCCCAGCCAACAACAAACCGCAGCCGCAGCCCGAUAUAAACCAACAGGGGAAUACCGGAAAGCCCGGUCCCGAGCCAGAUUCCGAACCGGUCAAGAACCACAAACUCGAGAGACAGCGUCUACGCUGCCUCUUGAGGGUGGAGGAAGUCGAUGCCCGCAAGCAGGUUGUGGCCCGCUUCCAGCCUGCCUUGACCUUGGCCUGGGAGCUGGCGGAGACAGAUUCCUUAUUGGCUCGCGAGUUGGCCAAGUGUCGAGAAGCGUCCGGCCCACGGCAAGCUAUUUGGGAACGUGGAGACGAUUGCCACGGCCGUAUUGCGUCGCCCACUCCACUAGUAUCAUCGUUGAGCCAAGAUGGACAGGAGUACGAAGAGUGGAACGGCUUCUCCGACGCCGAGUGUGGGGAUUAUAGCGACGUUGAACCUAUUCCCAAUCCACAAAUCCCCGGUACUGCAGCUCCAUCGAUCGAGGCCCUUCACGCCGAGGUGAACGCAUUCGCAAAACGAACGGGUUUGGCGUUGUCAGGCGAAAUGGAACUGGGAGUCGAGCCAGAAAGACGCGAUACGUAUUGGAGUGCGAUCGGUACGGUCAGCCACGCCCGUCUGAGGGGACUGGGCUUCGCCAGAGGCGGUCACGCAAGUCCGGCUGCAAGUGGAAGGUGA